Molecule: messenger RNA, 942 nt
Organism: Rhizophagus irregularis DAOM 181602=DAOM 197198
Lineage: Eukaryota; Fungi; Glomeromycota; Glomeromycetes; Glomerales; Glomeraceae
Source: RefSeq, a predicted model, not a curated record
AUGGAAUUGGCAUUUAGUUAUGACACUAGACCUUUGGAUCAAUCUUAUAUUAAUAAUGAAGAUUCUCAUGAUUUAUUAUUUGCUAAUGAUUUUAUUGAAAAACAAGAAGUACGGCAACUUUCCUUUCAGCAACUUUUACUAUCAUGUGACCAGAAAGAAAUUAAAAGUCUUUGGGGCGUUAGCUAUUUAACCUCUUCCGAUACACACCAUUUAGUCAUUUUAUUAGAUAAUGGGAUGUAUAAAUGUUCGUGUAUGUCUCUGAUUAAUCGUGGUACUGUUUGUAGGCAUUAUUUCUGUGUAAUGUUACGAACAUCUCAAGCUCAAUUCCAUAUUGGAUUCCUUAAUCCGCGGUGGUUUGUUGAAACUUCUCCAGAUCUUAGGAGUCGUCCAUUCUGUCCUGCUUCGAAGUUUAAAAUGGAUUUGGUUAUUCCAUAUUUAGAAUCUAAUAAUCCUCCUAAUUUUCUUCAUUCAAUAAAUGAAAAUAUUUUGAAUAGAAAUAAUCCGUAUGUCACUCUUAGUAAGCAAAAGUUAUAUUAUAUGAAUAUUAAAGGUUUGUCUAAACAAACAAGUUGUGUUGCUUGCAAAACUUGUGAUGAAUCUUUUGUUACAUUACUUGAGGAUUAUAUUACCAAGAAAAAUCAUGAAGCAUUGGAGUUGGCGCAACUUGGAUCAUUAAACAAUCGAUCUCAAGAUUUGAUUAAUUUAGAACCUGAUCAGGAAAAUGCUGAACAACUUGGAAAUCCUAUAAUUAGGCGGCCUAAGGGAAGACCUCCGGGAGUUGCAAGGUACAAAAAUCCUUUAGAGGAAUCAUCUAAACCUAAAGAAGGUACCUGUAAAAGAAAAAAUCAACAAAAUAAAUGUAGUUUGUGUAAUAAUGUUGGACAUAAUCGUACAACUUGUCCUUCAAAUCCAAAUGGAAAGAAAAGGAAAACAUCAUUGUAA